AUGGGGCUAACACAAAGGAGCUUGACACUGGGCUGCAUGGCCAUCAUCUUGGUCCUUCAGAUGGCCAUGGCAAAGUACCCCAACUGGAUGUUAAACGGCAAAGCCCAGGUAUUCGCAGACCUGAGCGCCCAGGAGAUGGAGGCCGUGCACAGCUUCCUGAUGAGCAGGACAGACCUGGACCUGCACCCAUACGGCACACAGGCUUUAGGCAAGAACUGUGUGUUCCUCAUUGAGAUGCUGCUGCCCAAGAAGAAAGAUGUCCUAGAGUUUCUGGAGAAAGGAGCAAAACCUCCUGUGCGGGAAGCCCGGGUCAUCAUCAUCUUCAGUGCCCAGGAGUAUCCCAAUGUCACCGAAUUUGCUGUAGGGCCGCUGCCACAGCCCGACUACAUGAGAGAACUGUCCCCCGGGCCAAAGAAGGACCUCUCUUGGUCAUCCAGACCCAUGUUCAAAGCAGAGCUAAGACUUGUCUAUCACAAAAUCAAGGAGUUCAUCAAACCCUUAAAGAAGUUUAUUCUUGACAUCACUGGCUACUCACUAGAGGACUGCUAUGGCCGGUGUCUGACCUUCACGCAUAUGAGCCCACGCAGUCCAGAAUCUACCUUUCGGGCGACCUGGUUUGCCUUAAAGCGCAUUGUGAACAACCGGCUGGAGCCCACGGGUCUGGAGAUCGCUGUGGAUCAUGGAAGCCCAGAUGUCCGGAAAUGGUACCUAUUGGACGUCAAAUAUAACAGUGUCCACUACAUGCUCGCAUACAAUCUGGCUCAGCGUUAUGCAGAUGGAUUACUGGACAUAGGGGUUCUCAAGGACCGAUUGCCUGUUAGGAAAAUUCCAAAGCCCCUCAGCAGAACAGGACAAGGCAAUGGUCCCAGAUAGAGCCUUGAAGGUAACGCUGUGAUCUACAAAAGGUGGAGUUUCUCCUUCCAGCUUCGACCCUCUUCCGGGCUGCAGAUACUGAAUGUGCACUUCAGGAAUGAGUCUAUAGCCUAUGAGAUCAGCAUCCAGAGUGUUCUCACUGUGCAAGAACAACACACUGUAUAUAAAGGGGACAUGUUCAAGCCCAUGGAAGUAGGCUGGGACCUGGGCAGUGUGCCUCAUGAGUUAGCCCCUGGCAUCGACUGUCCAGAAUCGGCCACCUUCGUGGACAUCAUCUACUACUAUGACACCGAUGAGCCUGUCCGUCGUCCACGAGCCCUCUGCAUUUUUGAGAUCCCCACAGGGAUGCCUGUUAGCCCCACGUUUAACAUUUCACACAAAACCAAUCUCUCUUCUGGUGGAGUAGGACACAAGAUGGUGCUACGGGCAAAGACAACACAAUACAGUUAUGGUUACAUCUGGGACUUCAUCUUCUAUGAUAGUGGCAUGCUCUCAGCCCAGAUGCAUGUCACAGGUUACGUCCAUACCUUCAUCUAUACCCCUGAAGGACUGAAGGAAAUUCACCUGGUGACUAACCUAGUUGACAAGAAUCAUACCCACCUUGCGCAUUACCGUGUUGACCUGGAUGUGGCAGGCACCAACAACAGCUUCCACACCCUGCAGACCAAACAGAACACUACCACCAACCCCACCCGACCAAGAUACUACCCGGACGCAAUGGAGGAGACUCGGUACUCCCAUGAAAGCCAAGCCACCUUCCCCUUGGAGCAGACUCUGCCUCCAUCCCUGUUCUUCAGCAGCCCCAAAAAGGACAAAUGGGGACGCAGGCGCAGCUACCACUUAAAGAUCGACUCCACAUCUAAGCAAGGGCUGACCCCUAACACCGCGGAGGACCUGGCUUACUCCUGGGCCAGGUACUCUCUGGCAGUGACCAAAUACCGGGAGUCUGAACGGUGCAGCACCAGCCUCUACAACCAGAACCACCUCUGGCAGCCCGUCUUGAUUUUCCAGGACUUCCUUAAAGACAAUGAUAAUAUUGAAGACCAGGAUUUGGUGGCCUGGGUGACGGUGGGCUUCUCACAUGGGCCCCCCACUGCUCCUUAUAUGACCUCACUUAGGCACUCUGUAGGCUUUUUUCUCAUGCCUACCAACUUCUUCACUGUCAAACAUCGAGGCCCAAGGGACACAGACUUAUCAAACACUGAAUCCCUGGAGAAAGGAUCUGCCUGAUGCCCCCGCCUUUCAACUUCAAUAGGACCUACAGCCCUGUGUCA
Molecule: messenger RNA, 2147 nt
Organism: Acomys russatus (golden spiny mouse)
Lineage: Eukaryota; Metazoa; Chordata; Mammalia; Rodentia; Muridae
Gene: Aoc1
Product: amine oxidase copper containing 1
Exons: 4
Biological process (GO): amine metabolic process; response to antibiotic
Cellular component (GO): plasma membrane
Molecular function (GO): primary methylamine oxidase activity; copper ion binding; diamine oxidase activity
Source: RefSeq, a predicted model, not a curated record